Molecule: messenger RNA, 150 nt
Organism: Plenodomus lingam JN3
Lineage: Eukaryota; Fungi; Ascomycota; Dothideomycetes; Pleosporales; Leptosphaeriaceae
Source: RefSeq, a predicted model, not a curated record
AUGCAUGUACUAUUGUGCCAUACCCUCGCGCCGACGCACAACCCCGUUGCCGAAGAAGAAGGGAGCCAGGGAUUGGCCCAUACCCCAUCUUUUGUCGGUACCCCACGUUCACCAUAUCGGGAGUUGGAGGCGCCAGCGCUCAAGCUCUGA